Oncorhynchus masou masou (cherry salmon) is the source of this 2860-nucleotide messenger RNA. Its product is annotated as NLR family CARD domain-containing protein 3-like. The record is from RefSeq and is a predicted model, not a curated record. The coding region runs from base 26 to 2590 and encodes 854 amino acids. Gene Ontology annotation, biological process: intracellular signal transduction. The transcript has 10 exons. Lineage: Eukaryota; Metazoa; Chordata; Actinopteri; Salmoniformes; Salmonidae.
UUUUUCUUCGUGACAGACCGGGGUGAUGUCGGGAAAGGACAUUUUCCUAUCGUUAAAGGACCGGGGUGAUGGAUGGAAAGGACAUUUUCCUGUAAUUAAAGGGGGUCAGUGCUCUAAAAUGAGUCUCUCUGGGGAGAGAGAGGAGGAGGGCGCUGCCUCUAAAAUGAGUCUCUCUGGGGAGAGAGAGGAGGGGGGCCCUGCCUCUAAAAUGCAUCUCUCUGGGGGACAUGACACCAAAGCUAAGAGACCAAUCCAGCAGGAGAGACCAGCCUCCCCUGUACCCAGCUGUGUGUCCAUGAAGAGUGACCAGUCUAUGAAUCAACCUCUAACCUUUAGAGAGGGAGACUUUUCUACUGAACAAAGACCAAUCCAGCAGGAGAGACCAGCCUCCCCUGUACCCAGCUGUGUGUCCAUGAAGAGUGACCAGUCUAUGGGUCAACCUCUAUACUUUAGAGAGGGAGACUUUUCUACUGAACAAAGAAACCAACAGGAGAGAUCAGAGUCAGAGAUUCUCAGUGGUCAGUCUUCCCAGAGUCAUCAAACAGACCUGGCCUCCAUAUUCAGUAUGCUUGAAGAGAAAAUUAUGACAUUUGUGAAGAACGAGCUGAAGAUAUUCAAGAGGAUUCUUAGUCCAGAACUCCCAGAAGGCUUUGAGAGACAGAAGCAGGAUAAGGAAGUGGAGGAUGCUGAAGAUGAGAAGCAGGAGAGCAGUGCCAGAGAGGGGGCUCUGAAGAUCACACUGCACAUCUUGAGGAAAAUGAACCAGAAGGAGCUUGCUGACACACUGGAGAAAUAUUCAGAUGAACUUGCUGUGAUUUGCCAACGUGAACUCAAAUCUAAUCUAAAGAAGAAGUUUCAAUGUGUAUUUGAGGGGAUCGCUCAACAAGGAAACCCAACACUUCUCAAUAAGAUCUACACAGAGCUCUACAUCACAGAGGGUGGAACAGGAGAGGUCAAUAAUGAACAUGAGCUGAGACAGAUUGAGACAACAACCAGGAAACAAGCAAGACCAGAGACUGCAAUCAAAUGUAACGACAUCUUCAAACCCUUGACUGGACAAGACAAACCUAUCAGAACUGUGCUGACAAAGGGAGUCGCUGGUAUUGGAAAAACAGUCUCUGUGCAGAAGUUCAUUCUAGACUGGGCUGAAGGAAAAGCAAAUCAGGAUGUCCAAUUUGUAUUUUCAUUCCCUUUUCGGGAGCUGAAUUUGAUGAAAGAGGACAAACACACUUUCAUUGAACUUCUCAAUCACUUCUCAAUGGAAACCAAACAAUCAGGAAUCUCCAACUACGACAAGUACAAAGUUCUGUUCAUCUUUGAUGGUCUGGAUGAGUGCCGACUGCCCCUAGACUUCCAGAACAACAAAAUCUGUUGUGACGUCACCAAGUCAACCUCAGUGGAUGUUCUGCUGACAAAUCUCAUCAAGGGAAAUCUGCUUCCCUCUGCUCUCCUCUGGAUAACUACCCGACCUGCAGCAGCCAAUCAGAUCCCUUCAGGUUGUGUUGACCAGGUGACAGAGGUACGAGGGUUCAAUGACCCACAGAAGGAGGAGUACUUCAGGAAGAGAUUCAGUGAUGAGGACCUGGCCAGCAGAAUCAUCUCACACAUAAAGACAUCAAGGAGCCUCCACAUCAUGUGCCACAUUCCAGUCUUCUGUUGGAUUUCUGCAACAGUCCUUGAAGACAUGCUGAAACAUAAGAGAGAAGAGAUGCCCAAGACUCUGACUGAGAUGUACAUACACCUUGUGGUGUUUCAUACCAAACAGAAGAAUGAAAAGUAUCUUGGGAAAGAAGAGACCGAUCCACACUGGAAUAAAGAGAGCAUUCUGUCACUGGGAAAACUGGCUUUUCAACAGCUUGUGAACGGCAAUCUGAUUUUCUAUGAAGAAGACCUGAAAGAGGCUGGCAUUGAUAUCAAUGAAGCCUCAGUGUACUCAGGAUUGUGCACACAGAUCUUUAAAGAGGAAUGUGGGCUGUACCAGAACAAGAUGUACUGCUUCGUGCAUCUGAGCAUUCAGGAGUUUCUGGCUGCUGUAUAUGUGUUCCUCUCAUUCAUCAACAACAAUGAAAAUCUAAUGGCCAAACCUCAAACAACGUCCAGCAACGAUUUUCUACUGAAGACAGAAGUUACUGUCUACAAGAGCGCUGUGGAUGAAGCCUUACAAAGUGAGACAGGAAACCUGGACCUUUUCCUCCGCUUCCUUCUAGGCCUCUCACUGGAGUCCAAUCAGAAGCACCUACGGGGUCUACUGACAAAGACAAGAAGCAGCUCACAGAGCCAUGAAGAAACAGUCAAGUACAUCAAGGAGAAGAUCAGGGAGAAUCCCUCUCCAGAGAGGUGCAUCAAUCUGUUCCACUGUCUGAAUGAACUGAAUGACCAUUCUCUAGUGGAGGAGAUCCAAAGAUACCUGAGAUCAGGAAGUGUCUCCAGUGAUGAACUCUCACCUGCACAGUGGUCAGCGCUGGUCUUUGUGUUGCUGACUUCAGAAAAGGAGCUGGAUGUGUUUGACCUGAAGAAAUACUCCAGAUCAGAGGAAGGUCUUCUGAGGCUGCUGCCAGUGGUCAAAGCCUCCAGAGUUUCUCUGCUGUGAGGCUGUCUAGUCACAGAGGAAGGCUGUGCUUCUCUGGCCUCAGCUCUGAAGUCAAACCCCUCACACCUGAGAGAGAUGGAUCUGAGUAACAAUGACCUGAAGGAUUCAGGAGUGAAGCUGCUCUCUGCUGGACUGGGGAAUCCCCACUGUAAACUGGAGACUCUGAGGCUGUCAGGCUGUCUAGUCACAGAGGAAGGCUGUGCUUCUCUGGUCUCAGCUCUGAGGUCAAACCCCUCACACCUGAGAGAGCUGGACCUGAGUAACAAUGAC